Molecule: messenger RNA, 438 nt
Organism: Desarmillaria tabescens
Lineage: Eukaryota; Fungi; Basidiomycota; Agaricomycetes; Agaricales; Physalacriaceae
Exons: 10
Coding region: 1-438 (145 amino acids)
Source: RefSeq, a predicted model, not a curated record
AUGUCAACGCAGCUUCCAUCAUUAGGAAAGUCAUUCGGGGCUGCUUACAUUGGGGCGACGGUUGCUGCCAUUUUAUUUGGCAUAACGAAUCUACAAGCAGCAAGAUAUUACAGGAAAUACCCAAACGACUGGUUGCUUUACCGAUAUUCGGUAGCAGCACUAUGGAUACUUGACACAAUCCAUGUCGCGUUGACUACACACGCAGUAUAUUUCUACUUGGUUGAUUCAUUCGGUAACUUUCCCGCACUGACUGAAAUCGUAUGGAGCCUCAAGUAUUUAAUUCAUAUUCUGAUAGUUGUUGGGGUUCAAGCUAUCUAUGCCAUUCGGAUUUGGAAACUCGGGGGACACCUUCAUCGAAUCCUUCCCUGGAUCGUGUUUCUGGCCGUAGCUGCUGUGUUUGGUGGGUUGUACGACUAUCUCAUUUGCCUAGCUGCGUGA